Molecule: messenger RNA, 389 nt
Organism: Rhizophagus irregularis DAOM 181602=DAOM 197198
Lineage: Eukaryota; Fungi; Glomeromycota; Glomeromycetes; Glomerales; Glomeraceae
Source: RefSeq, a predicted model, not a curated record
AUUGGAAAUCAAUAUAUAGUGCUGCAUGAUGCAAUUGAUGCAUUAUGGACUACAUAGAAUUCUUUCCCCUCUAAUUCAAAAGAAAUUUAUUAUUGAUGAGCCUUUAGGAUGAUUCUAUUUAUAUUGUGUCUCUUAAUGCAAGUAUUUUUAAUACGUAUAAAUUAUCAUAAUUUAAAAGCUCGUCGGUGGAUCAUAAAAGUUAAUGGACAAGAAACUAAUCUAAUUACAUCAAACGAUGUAAUUGAUGGAAGAAUAAUUGAGGUAAGAAAACUUUAUUAUAUACGCGUAUAUUUUUAUUGCAUUUUUAUAUACUGUAUAUAAAUACAAACAUUCAUUAUUUUAAAUGUUAUACUUAACUUUAUACAUCAUCUGAUUAUUUAUUAUUUUCA